Molecule: messenger RNA, 2004 nt
Organism: Polistes canadensis
Lineage: Eukaryota; Metazoa; Arthropoda; Insecta; Hymenoptera; Vespidae
Product: protein SHQ1 homolog
Exons: 8
Coding region: 185-1741 (518 amino acids)
Biological process (GO): box H/ACA snoRNP assembly
Cellular component (GO): nucleoplasm; cytoplasm
Source: RefSeq, a predicted model, not a curated record
UUAUUUAAAGAGUAUUUUUCACGUUAUAUCGUUACUGCGUAUCUUGUACUGUGCAAUUAAAUUCAUUUUUAUAUUCUUUAUUCGUGUGUGUGUGUGUUUUAUUAUAAUUUGUUUCUGCAAUUAAAUUUCUAUAUCAAUAAAUAAAUAAAUAAACCAAAAUUCUGUAAAAAAAAAUAGUAUAAUAAUGUUAACGCCUGCAUUUAGUAUAACGCAAACCGAUGAUGAAAUUACAAUUAUUAUUCAUUCACCUUAUGCUGAUAUUAAGGAUACACAGAUAGAAGUUGAUGGAGAUGAUUUUAGAUUUUAUGCUAUUCCAUACUAUCUUAGACUAAAAUUACCUGGAGAAAUAGAAGAGACUUCUACAUCCUCUGGAAGCUAUAAUUGUGAUAAGGGUUGUUUCACUUUAAAAUUUUCUAAAGUAAACAAAGGUGAAUUUUUUCCUAAUUUAGAUAUGAUAACUACACUAUUGUCACAACCGAAACAUAAACAUUCAGUUAGUCCAAAAAUUGAAGUGAUUGGUAAUCCUGCUUAUUUAGAGAAAAUAAAUAGAAAUUUGGAAGAAGGUAAUGAAGAAAAGAAUGACAAUGAAGAGGAUGAUAAAGAAGAGGAUGAUAAAGAAGAGGAUGAUAAAGAAGCAUCUAAUAAAUGGUCUAUUCCUCAGUCAAUACAGCCAAAUUAUAGUUCACACUUAUUGAUAAAUGCUCCUAAGUAUGGAUUUGCAAAUAAAAUUUCUGGCGCGUUAACAUCUUUCGAGCCUUCGUGGAUUAAAGAAGUCAUAGAUUUGCCCGCACCUGAUAACAUUCCUGAAGGAACACGUAAAUAUCUCCGGGAAGCAAUGGAAUCAAAAAACUUCCAAGAAGAUCAUUAUAUGGCUGAUUUUGUGGAGACCGAAUAUGCAGAAUCAUGUAUUUUUUAUACACCACAAUGGAAUAAUUUAAAAAAAGAAGAUAUUAAAUUUGAUAAAAGCGAAAUUGAAAUAUUGAAGGAGUUUCCCAACAAGGAAUAUUUAUUAGAUAAUGAAGAAAUUCAUAUAGUACUUUUAAGUUUAAUCGAUAUUUUAUACGGUAGUUGUUAUAAUCAUAGAACAACAUAUGGUGAAAAUACAGUCGAAAGCGGAUGGACGAUUAACAAGCUAAGCUCAACUUUGUGUUGGUUUCAAACUUUUAACACUAUGGGUGAAGUUAUAAAAGCAUGUAUUAGAAGAUCGCUUUGUUAUCCUUUAAUAAGGAACUGGAAGUUAUCCUUAGAAGUGUUCGAAGAUGUUAAGCAAGUCGUCAAAUUAGGAAAGAAAUUUAUUAUAAAGCAAUUUUGUGAGAUAUAUACUCUAUUUAAUAAUUCUCACGAGCCGCGAUAUUUGUUGAAUCAGUUGUAUAUCAAGGAUUACCUCAUUUGGUUGCAAAAAAUUCCUGAAUCUUUAAUAGAUUCGCUGAUUCCUCUUUUAAACGAUGUACAUCCAAGUAAAGAAAAUAUGAAUUUGGAUUUAGUAGAAUUAGAAACAGCGAUAGAUUGUACUAUAAAAGAAAACGUCGUUAUAGAAAAUAUAAUACACGAUAUAACGGAGCAUGCACAGAAUUUAACCCUAAAUGUUUCAUCAAAGAACAAAGAAGAAUCAUCAUCCGACAACGACACUUCAACUUCCAUCGAUAGUAGUGAUACAGACACAGAUUCAGAAAGUGAUAGUUUUAGCAGUAGUUCCUCUAGCAGUACUAGUGUAGAUUCGGAUGAAAGUGAGAUAGAAUAAAUUUUUUGUAUAUUUAUUAUGAACGUUAUUUUAAUAGGUUCUUCUAUUUUACUUCUCUCUACUUUGAAUUAAUAAUCCUAAUAAUUUCCUAAUAAUAUAGUAAUCCUUAUAAUCUUUAAUAGUUUAAUAUACAUUACCGGACUUAUACAAACUUAUAUUUAUAUUUAUUUUUGAAAGAAAUCUCUGUCUUCAUAAAUACUUUUAUUUUUUAAGUAAAGUAAUAGAAUAAAAUAACGAAUAAAAUAACGAACAAAAUUAAAAAA